AAGCUUGAAGUUUUUCUGGCCUGACAGGGUAGCCAGGAGCGAUUUAGGUGUUUACACUUUCUUUGUAAGUGUUGAUUGGGCUUCUUGGUCUUUUGUGAAAGGGAGGAAUGAUUGUAGUAUUCGCAUUUGUUUGAUAGGUGCGUGUCUCCCUUGGGAGGGGUAAGGAGUUAAGUGUACCUUCUCUUCCCUUAGUGUAGAUCUUUUAGGGUAUUGAGAAAUGAGUGAAAUUAUUGCCACUAUGAAAAGUGAAAAUGUGCUAUUUGACCUUUUAGAAAAGCAUGGUGCUCGGCCCUCUUUAUCAGGGGUGGAUUGGGCACGACAAAACUGGUAUAACUUGCAGAGUGUUUCAGACCAUAUUAGUGUUCUGCAAAGGAAUGCUCGUACCCGAGCCGGGAAAGGAAAAUCGUUUAUUUGUGCGGUACUCGGUGCUGCUUUAAAAGCUGCCGUGGAGUUCCGAGACCAGCAGUUUGAGGCGGAAAACCAGACUAUACAGUCGUUACAAGAAACAGUUAAAACAACCCAGGAACUCGUGAAAGCCUUGCAAAACCAAAUUGGAAAUCUAGAAAUACAGUUGGAAAGAGAGAGACAUAAUUUGGCCUUGUUACAAAUGGCUUUUAAGGAAAUUUUAACAUAUAAAGAUACGGGUGACACUGAUAUUCAUGGUGCACCACAAGAAAAACUGUAUCCUCAGGAAGAACUGAAAGAAACGAAAGAAAGUUUUGAUAAGUUUGAAACCCCAAUAGCCCCUCUGCGCCCUCUAAUAAAAACAGAAUAUACCUUUGAUAAUGGAGAGGACCUGGAUCCUCAAAUGAAUGUUAAAGAAAUUCCCUUUUCUGCCACUGAAUUAGCAAAACUGAAAAAAGAUUUUAGCCGCUCUCCAAAGGAAUUGGAAACAGAAUAUGUAUGGAGAGUCAACUUAACUGGUGGAGACCAAAUUUUGUUAACCGAAAAGGAGGCUGAGGGUUAUUGGGGGCCAGGUGUAUUUUUGACUACUGGUAAUAACCGUGCUCCCUGGUCCCUAACACAGAGGGCUGCCUAUUGGGCAGGUGGUCUUAACCCUUUAGAAAGGGGAGACCCUCUUGCCGUUAAUGGGACAGCUGAUCAAUUGGUUGAAAGUGUUCAAAAUAAUCACAGGAGUGUUACUGUGAGACGUACAUUUUAG
Molecule: messenger RNA, 1162 nt
Organism: Coturnix japonica (Japanese quail)
Lineage: Eukaryota; Metazoa; Chordata; Aves; Galliformes; Phasianidae
Source: RefSeq, a predicted model, not a curated record